AUGUUCGUCACGCGCCCGUCUUCGUCGCUCCCAUUGUUCGCUCACCCCCCUCCCCUCUUCCUCCCUUCUUCCCCUCCAUACCCUGCCAUGCGCCAACUUCUCCGCACCAAUCUCCGCGUGCCUGCUGCGCGUAACGGUGCUGCAGAUCCGGCUGGCGCUGAUGAUCGAGGUACCACGCGAGGCGGUUCGGCGGCCGCAGAUGGGCAUGGCGGGUGCUCUCACUACGAUUCUGCCGACGCCUUCCUAGAGUUUUACCUUUUUCAAGUUUCAACCCCUCUCUCUUCUCCAUCCCCGCGCCACCCAUGUGACAUUGAUCACAACAAUGUGUGCACACAUUGUGCACAAUCCUCUCCCCUUGGCCUCCCCGCCUCUUCCCCUCUGCGCCAUCCCCGCCCUUUACCUCCCUCUCCUUUCUCCCCUCCCCCCUUUCCCUUCUUCCCCCCUACAGCCUGUAGAGUGCUGCAGGUGCGCGAGGGCAUUAUGCCAGCAUACGGCAUGGUUCUGCGGAAGCUUGACCUCCCAUGUGACCCACACGUCCUCCUUCCUAACCUGCCCUUCUUCUCCCCACCAGUGCCUCCCUUCCCUCCGUCUCACUUCGCCUUUUCCCUCGUUUUUCCCCCCGUCCCUCACAGUGCAGCCUGUCUCGUGCCUUCACUCUCAGCCCAUCUCCCCCCGUCCUUUUCUACCCAUAAUCUCAUUUCCGCCUCUGCCAUCUUUUCCUACUCGCCACCCUCCCUUCCCCCCCCUUCCGUAUGCGCUGUUUCUCCCGACUCUCACCCGUGCUGCUCCCACUUACCUCCUCGCCUCGUGUUUAUCACUUCCCCCCUCACACGCCCCUUGUAA
Messenger RNA from Closterium sp. Naga37s-1, 843 nucleotides. NCBI's taxonomy places the organism in Eukaryota, Viridiplantae, Streptophyta, Zygnematophyceae, Desmidiales, Closteriaceae. The record is from the annotation of a GenBank genome assembly.